Molecule: messenger RNA, 1392 nt
Organism: Cyphellophora europaea CBS 101466
Lineage: Eukaryota; Fungi; Ascomycota; Eurotiomycetes; Chaetothyriales; Cyphellophoraceae
Exons: 2
Coding region: 1-1392 (463 amino acids)
Biological process (GO): regulation of transcription by RNA polymerase II
Molecular function (GO): DNA-binding transcription factor activity, RNA polymerase II-specific; RNA polymerase II cis-regulatory region sequence-specific DNA binding
Source: RefSeq, a predicted model, not a curated record
AUGGAAGGCUAUUCUCAAUCUGACAACAGUCUGGUUUUCCCGACAGAUAUCAAUGAGUCUUGUGUCGAGCCACGGGUAGGAAUGCCAGACCUAGGAGAAGCUCAGCAGGCCUCUGAAUACUCCCAAAUCCGCCGGUCAAACGCGAGCCUUGAGCACUGGUUGACAUGCGAGAGCCCUGUCGCGAGAGCAGCAUCAUUCGACCCGGCAGAGCAAUUUCAGAAUCGCUACCGAUUGCCCUCGCUCUCAAAUUCGACUCCACUGCCAGAGACUUUUGACGGGGCGAACGACGUCAAGUACGACGUUGAGUCCUUCGGGGGCAUGGCCAUGCUAGACGGGUCUUUCGAACAACCACCUUAUCAUCUACACAUGUCUGACAUCGACAAUGAACCCCCCAACCAGACUCAAGCCCAAGCGUGGGUGUCAGAAGAGGACCGUUACUUAAUCUCGCCCCCAGGCAUACCAUAUUUCUUCGGCCGAGACUACACAAAUUCAAGAUGCGUUGCGCCUCCGCCAUCGCCCUAUUCCACGCCUAGCCUCUUCAACGAUAGCCCAGUUCUAUCGCCCUGCUUUUCUUCACCAGAACUCGGCCCAAUGAAGUCCGACUUUUACCCGAUGGCCUAUACCGCGCCAGUCCCAAGAAGCACCCCUCACGACGAUCGAGACCUGGAUGACGACGAAGAAGUGUCGGGCGGUAAGCCAUACGCGCAGCUGAUUCAGGAGUGCUUGCUCCAAUCUCCGGGUCACCGCAUGAUGCUUCGAGACAUCUACGACUGGUUUGAGAGAAAUACGACAAAGCCACGGGAGUCCGGGGGCAAUGGAUGGCAGAACAGCAUCCGGCACAACCUUUCCAUGAACAAAGCAUUCGAGAACGACAAGACGACGGUGACAAACGCUCGUGGCGAGCCUAAGAAGGCAACCAGUGUCUGGUAUCUGACCGAGCAUGCCCUUCGCAAUGGUGUGCAGUCGACCACCAGAUAUCGAAAGGCUGGCGGCAGCAGAAGAUCGGCCUACAACCGCGAAAUGGAUUCGAAACGGCAGUGCUCUGGUUCUAGGGGCGGCAAAGCAGCACGCAAGGCGGCACAGAUGCGUCGGCUGGAAGCUGCCGCGUGGUCUUCGCAGGUGCCGCCGUCUGACGAUCUAGAGCCAUUCGAUCAUUUGGUACAUGCAGCCAACGCGCUGGGCGAAUACCCAGGCACCCGCGGCAGUACACCCUUGUCGCCGUCCGACCACUACCCAUGCACACCAAAGUCGUCUGCGUCGAACCCUGACUUACCCAUGAGGGCAAUGGGAGAUGUGCCAUGCUAUGGUCCGGACUUGAGCUACAACGAGGUGCAGCUUCACGAUGCUCUAUGCCAGGCCGGCUACGGAGUCAAUACAGAAGUGCCCUGGUGA